UAAAACCCUACAUGGGGCUACAGAAAAGAAACCUUCUUCUUCUCCUUCUGAAACAAAUCCUGUAACACACUCCCAUUGUGCUUAAGCCCUAAUCUCGCCAUGGCUGCUACAUCAAGAGGUCUCAUUUCAAAACUUGGAUCAUCUCUACCAUCGAUAACAACAAGAGGGGUAUAUCAGUUUAGAAGAUUAUUCAGUUCAGAGUCAUUGGUUGAUGAUAGUAAUGGAUCAGAAGCAAGAACAAGAGUAAUGACACCAAAUUCAAGAAGAACGGGAGCAAUAGCUGUCAAGUGUGGAAUGACUGCAGUUUGGGAUAAAUGGGGAGCUAGGGUUCCAAUUACUAUACUCUGGUUAGAUGAUAAUAUUGUUUCUCAAGUUAAAACUAUUGAUAAAGAAGGGAUUACAUCUUUACAGGUUGGGUGUGGGCAAAAAAAGGAAAAACAUUUGACAAAACCUGAGGUUGGUCAUUUUAGAGCUCAAGGUGUGCCAAUGAAGAGGAAACUGAGGGAAUUUCCAGUAACUGAAGAUGGACUUUUGCCUGUUGGUACUCCUAUCACUGUCCGUCAUUUCGUUCCGGGGCAAUACCUUGAUGUUACAGCAAUAAACCUUGGUAAAGGUUUUCAGGGUGUAAUGAAAAGACACGGUUUUGCGGGAGGGCCUGAAUCUCAUGGUUCAUCAAAAUUCCAUAGAGGUCCUGGUUCUACUGGUCAAAGGGAUGCUCCUGGAAAGGUUUUCAAGGGGAGAAAGAUGCCUGGGCGAAUGGGUGGGGUGCAAAUCACGGUGAAAAAUGUUUGGGUCUACAAAAUUGAUCCAGCAAGGAACUUGAUGUGGGUGAGAGGCCAGGUUCCUGGUGCAGAAGGAAACUUUGUAGCUUUAAAGGAUGCUUGGUACAAGAAACCAAAUAUCUCAACUCUUCCAUUCCCAACUUACUUUCCCCCCCCAGAAGAAGAAACAUCAGAACUGGAACCUCUUGUUGCUGAUCUUGGAGAACUAGAUCCGUUUAUGGCUGCAGAUUAAACAACAAGUUUCAUAUACCGAAGCUGGUCUUUCUUUCUUUAUAGCUGUUGCACCAGUUCGAUUGCAAUUUAAAUAUAGUUGUCAAAAUAGAAGAACCAGGCGAGAAAAUUCAGUGGUUCUAUUAUUCUCAUAAUACUUAGGAUUACGUGGAGAUUCCAGAGACAAAGAGAAGGAUAGCCGAACUUGUAAAUUGUUGAGGUUUAUAACUCUGAUUUGUGAGACUAGCUAGAUUUUCUGCUAGUUUUUUUUUUUCCUUCAAUAAGUAUUUGAAUUUUUUUAUCAGUUCUUAAAUUGUAUUUGCUUUUGAGUUCUAGAGUUUAGAGUACAGUGGUGAAAAUCAUUGAGAAAAAGGAAGCGUCCCUCUGCUGCUAAUUGUCAUAUGCUUUGUGCCAAAAUUGCAAUGGGCAGCCUGGAUUCUAAACUAACUCAUUUUGGGAUAUCAUGUCCAGUCAGAUCUUCUUAUUUAUUAUGUAAGAAUCAAUUGUAUAUCCUUGUUUUCCAGUUUUUUAAUGUGAUUUCAAGGAGUAAAUGUCACAGAAA
This is a messenger RNA of Papaver somniferum (opium poppy), 1554 nucleotides long. RefSeq names its product 50S ribosomal protein L3-2, chloroplastic-like. Gene Ontology annotation, biological process: translation. Gene Ontology annotation, cellular component: ribosome; mitochondrial large ribosomal subunit. The record is from RefSeq and is a predicted model, not a curated record. Gene Ontology annotation, molecular function: structural constituent of ribosome. Bases 100 to 1014 code for a protein of 304 amino acids. The transcript is spliced from 5 exons. Lineage: Eukaryota; Viridiplantae; Streptophyta; Magnoliopsida; Ranunculales; Papaveraceae.